AUGGCUCAAGAGCCCACGCCAUCCUCGUCCUUUGGCGAACGGCGUGGGCAUCGCCUUGCGCCGCUAAAUACAAACUUUGAUCGGCCAGCUGCAGCUCCGGCCACUAAAUCCCAGUCACGAUCACGUCCUCGUCCAUCCGACUAUCCCACUACCAAUGGCUCGGAGGGGCCGGUUCCUCUCCAAAGCCCGGUGCGGCGCCAAUCGUCGAAAUCUUCUUUACGCAGUCUAUUCAGUCGCGACAAGUCGUCGCGUGCCGCUGCGGUACCGGAUACCAAAUUAGCUGAGAUUGAAGAAUCCCAGCCGCCUCCAGUCCAAUCGAUACAACCAAUUGUACCAGAUCCAGAGGCACUGCUAUCCUCGGAUCUCACUAGCCCCCAUACCGCUCCAACCACUCCGACAACCAUCACAUCUCCGACAACACCUCGGGCCCGAGCCACAUUGAAAACGGCCCGACCGCGGCCCGCCGAGUCAAAUCCGCCCCCAUCGCGGGAGCAGUAUGGAUGGAAGCCACCACCUUUAUUUCAAGCAUAUCCGCAGUCGACCAAACACGGAUGUCUCACUGCGCCGGCGAUGUCGGCAGAUGCGAUUUUACGCCUGCAUGCGACAACCGGGAAGAGUGCGGUGGAGGAUGCUAGGAAUCAGGUAGGCCAAGAGGAUGCAAAGAAAAAAGAGCAGAGGGAACGAAAACAUCUUCGCACGUUGUCAGGGACUAUCAAUAAGGUUGAGUGGACCAACAAGAUCUACGUGUUAGCCACGACGGGUUUCAUUCUCCAAUAUGCUGGAGAAGGAAAGCACGAUCGGCUGCCGGAGAAGAUGCUGCAAUUGGGUCCUAAGUCGGUGGCAUUUGCGAGUGAUGCAAUUCCUGGAAAGCACUGGGUCGUUCAGGUUUCUCAGACCUCGACCUCUGAUUCCGUUCCUGAUGCCGAGUCGUCGAAGCCUAAGCUCUCAUCUCGCUUUGGGUUUCAUCGAUCUCAUGCGCGUCGUUUAGCCCGCAGCUUCCUCUUGGUGUUUGACAACCCGGAUCCCAUGAUUGCCUGGCUUAUGGCCAUUCGUGCUGAGAUUGAAUCUCGCGGUGGCCCCAAAUUCAUUACAGAGAAGUACUCAGAUGACGAUGCGGAUGCUCCUCAGCUUCGGUCCAAAUCUAGCGUUCGACAAAUGGUGAAGAAAGAUCCCCAUCGUAUUUCCAGUUUGUUUCUUCAACCGCAGACCCUACGAUCCCCCGAGGACGAGGAUGAUGGUAAUUCGGUCGGUGGUUUGACCUGGCAGUCACGGCGAAGCUCGUACGUGUCUGUUAGUCGGUCGAUGGUAAACUCAAGGACAGGUUCGGCCUCCACGGGCAAAACGGAAGCCACUGGUCCAACAAAUGGGAAUGGGUCCGAAGGCCCUUCUUUCGCCAUGACGGGCCCGCCUAUGAAUCCGCCCCAUUCACCCCCAGUGGGGAAUGGUGUUGCGGUCUUGGAAGAGCUGAAAAGACCUGAUAUAGACCCUCCAUAUACCCGCAGUCCACCGUCCUCCAGUCAGGAGAAACGACAGUCCUUAUAUGGGUCCUCCAAAGGGCAGGCAAUCCCGGCGCCUAUACACCCCGAGCCAGCUCAGUCCAAUUAUUUUCAAUCCAGCAUUCCCGAAACCCUAGUCCGAAGUGCCUCACCGCCAGCUCCGAACUUUAGCGUACCUUUGUUUAGCAAGAAGUUUGCGUCAAGACCGGCCGUAUCCUCCAUCUCCCAGGUUGCUGCUACUUCUCCUCCAUCUGUUGCUGGUGUUUUGCGCCGAGGUGAAAGUACAGGCGAUUUCAGUACCUCCAGUAUCGCAUCGCCCCCGCAGUCUCCGACUUACAGUAUUGCAAGCUCGCGUCAGACAGAUUCUUCUGAGCCACCAUUUGUGGCCCUGGAUGGCACUCGACGCACCUUGCGCGCUUCCAACUCGGAGGACGCGUUAUCCAGAGUCAUUCGCCAAGCACCAGAGCACGGCAAUGCAUUCGCCCGUAUGGCCCGCCCGACAGCCCCCUCCGAUGUCAGUUGCCCUUCGUCUCGCCCUCUCAGUUUUGUCGGUCGUUCCGGACUGGGUAUCCAAAUGGUCAGCGAGUCGGACGUACUGAGUAUUCCACCGGUUGAGCCAACACCUCGAAACCGUGUGUCUACUGCGCAGAUUGAUUAUCAAAAUGUGUCACGCCGGAAGAGCAUGCCUGGCCUUAGCUUGGGACCUCCUGCUGCCCCUCCCCCCAAUUGCCCUCUUCCCAAAAUUCCUUCUCCCAUCGCUGCGCAGGCGCUGCCCUCUUGGUCAACCAGUCCUCCCGUCAACCGGUUUUACCAAUCACAACAGAUUAGUGAUCAAGUGCGAGAUAACCGGAAAAAUGGUGUUUCGAAUGGAAUCCCGGAACAACCGGCACAAAGUGGCGCGAGAACAGCUGCUCGGCAGUCCAGAAUGAUUUAA
This is a messenger RNA of Penicillium longicatenatum, 2430 nucleotides long. Its product is annotated as peptidase family M20/M25/M40 protein. Bases 1 to 2430 code for a protein of 809 amino acids. The record is from RefSeq and is a predicted model, not a curated record. The transcript has a single exon. NCBI's taxonomy places the organism in Eukaryota, Fungi, Ascomycota, Eurotiomycetes, Eurotiales, Aspergillaceae.